Messenger RNA from Colletotrichum chrysophilum, 492 nucleotides. RefSeq lists its product as uncharacterized. Bases 1 to 492 code for a protein of 163 amino acids. The record is from RefSeq and is a predicted model, not a curated record. Lineage: Eukaryota; Fungi; Ascomycota; Sordariomycetes; Glomerellales; Glomerellaceae. Gene Ontology annotation, molecular function: transmembrane transporter activity. The transcript has 2 exons. Gene Ontology annotation, biological process: transmembrane transport.
AUGGCUGCAUUAGCAGAGAUUCAAUCCGACGUUCCGCCGCAUUGGACCAUGUCUUCCCGGAAGAUCGCCAUCGUUGUCUCGUUGUCGAUCAUGUCCCUGGUCAUCGCCCUGGACGCCAACAUCAUCGUCACUUCGCUCUCGAACAACGAGGCCAUCAUCCAGGAUAUUGGUGGAACAUCGACGCAGGCUUUCUGGGUCGGCACGGCGUACCUGAUCUCGUGCGCAGUCGUCAUGCCGUUCAUCGAGUCUGUCAGCAACGUCUUUGGACGCCGUGAAGUCCUCAUCCCGUGCAUUGGCUUGUUCACUGCGGGCACUUUGAUGUGCUGCUUCACGUCUGAGAUCGCCUUGAUGAUUGCAGGGCGCGUGGUGCAAGGUGUCGGCGCUGGUGGGAUGUACGUUCUCUGUCUCGUCAUCUUUACCGACAUCGUGCCCUUACGUCUGCGAUUCAAGUUCUAUGGGAUUAUGCAAGGUCCACCAUACCAUUGCCGUUAG